CUGUGCAGGCUGUUAGUAUACACACACUACGCCGUAUGACACAAUACACAUUUCAGUGUGUUCGGUUCGGUCGGUGAUAAUUUUAUUAUUGACAACCUUUGAUUUACAUAUGAAUCUCUGUGUUUCCCUCUAAACUUAUAAUUAGUUAUAAUAAAAGUGUAUUCUAAUAUUUUGGUACCCAAAAACCUUUGCAAAAUCGAUUUGGAAUUUAGUCUUUAAGUUGCUUUAAAGAUCGUGAUAUCUAUCAUGUUUCGUGCUGUCGUACACAAUGUUACAAUUCUUUAGAAAAUCUGGAGAAAAAUAUAGGUCCAGAUCAUUGCAGGAGACUCCUUUGAAGUCGAAGAGUACAGGAAACUUGCAAAAUGAUUCAUACCCACUGGCCCAAUCAAGCUCGCUGGGUAGCCUUGAGGAGGCAGAGGAAUAUGAUCAGUUCGACGAAGAGUCGACAGAAAUUUCUUCCUUCCGGUCUAGUCUCUCUAAAACUCUUCCCGAAAUUCUCUCUGAUAAAAGCGCCCUAGGAUACUUUAUUCAAUUUUUGGACUCGAGGGGUUGUGUGAGUCUCAUCAAAUUUUGGCUCGAAGUUGAGUGUCUCUGUGGAGCCUGCUCAGAAACAGAAUCUCUCAAAAAUCACAAUGAUCACUUGGAUGAUAUGAGGAGCGAUUUUAACAGUUUCUCUGGCACAGGCAACGACCAUCAUUUUUAUUGUGAUAUCAGCGUUGAUUCUGUGGAAAAUGGUGACAACCAAGAAUUAGUUUUAGACAAAAUUGUACACAAUACUGACGUAAAAUCAAAUGCAGGUCUGCCAAAGAAUAAUCGCGUGAUAAUUGACAAUGAGGCAGCUGGAUCGAAUUGUACCUUUCAGAAUGACUGUCGUCGUGCUUCUACUGUAAUACAAGAUGCUCUAAGAAUUUACAAAAAAUACGUCGCUAAGGAUGUCCUGGGACCGAAUUUGAUUUCGGAGGAAUUGAAAGCCGAAAUGAAAGAAAUCCUUUCGUGCAAAAACGCAGAACCUUUGUUGAGAUGCUUAUCCUUGGUUCAGAAAAUGAUUUAUAAAAUUUUAGAAGACGAGUAUUUGAACGUGUUUUUAAAGAGCGACUAUCAUUGCAAGCAUCAGAUUGAUGUUUUGACCAGUGGGAAUGUACAAUUAGCUGACAUAAUGUACAACGAAACCGCUUUUUUUUACUUCAUGGAGUUUAUGGAGAUAGAAAACAAACGAAACCUCCUCGAUUUUUGGAUGUCAGUCAUGAAUUACAAGCAAAAUUUAAUAGAAAAAGGAGCUUCGGCCGAUCCGUGCGAAGCGCAAACGGAUGCUGUGAUUAUUUAUGAAAAAUAUUUUAGUUUACAAGCAACAAUGCCGCUUGGAUUCGCCAACAAGAUUCGUUUUCAUGUUGAGCAGAAUAUUUGUCGUGAAGAUGGAAAAGGACCACAACCUGAUUGUUUUGAUUAUCCUAGUAAACUCGUUUACAACUUUUUAAAAAAGAACUACUUACCUGCGUUUUUAUCGUCUCAGCUCUACUAUAAGUACCUUUCCGAACUUAUAAAUAAUCUUCAGAGCAGUUCAUGUGCAAACCUACAUCCAAUGGUGAAGAGGGCAGGUUCUGAUUGUGGUAGCGAAGCAAGUAGUUUAAGCUUUCGAGCUCAAACUCCAACUCAGAGGACAGUGGAUGAACAAAAACAAUUAAAAAGUUCCAAAACAGUCAAUGGAGGCAUGAGCAUAGAUACAAAGCAGUUGUACGAUCCUGAUUCUCUCUGGAGGCGUAAAAACAGGAGUCUGAGUGUUGGAUAUGUCGACAACAUGGGACGAUUUAUUACUGAAAUCGAACCAGACCCACAUCGAAAAUACGAAAAGGAAUCUCGAUUAUCCCGAGCGGUUAGAAGAUUAGUAAAUAUGGAGCAGGAUAAGGCCAAGGAAGAGUUAGCAUGGAAAAUUGCCGAAAUGAUCAUUCGAGAAAUCACAUCUUUGACCCUAGGAACAUCGGAUCUUCCAUAUUGAUAAAAUUUAUGUUCGAAUAAUUAGUUACUGUCUCAAUAUUAAUUUUAGCCGUCAGACGGCAUAUAAAAAGUUUCCGCGCAGUAAUUAGUUUUAAAUUAAUUUAAUUUACUCGUCUAACUAACUUUGAGCCAAGAAAGAUCUUUUAAGUAGAUGCCAAGAUAUCAAACCUCAAUUAUUCGCUGCGAAUGUUUUCGAUAUUUUUUAACCGACUUUUUCUUAAAUUGUCUUUUAUCUUUUUACUCGUUUCUUUGUGUUCAUCGAACGUGCUUUCCUUGGGCGUUUAUGUAAUGAGAUUGUUAUGUAUUUCGACAAACUUACUGUGAUUCUCAAAUUUUAUAUAUACUUUCUUCGGACUGAAAUACUCGUAGUUUAUCAGGAGAAAAUUUUUGUAAAUGAAUCUCAAAUAUCUUCAUGGAAUUUAAGUAUUGAACUUGCAUAAGUAUUGAACUUGCAGAUUGUCUUCUAUCAAUUAAAAAUUUCUAGAGAGCUUAAAUCAUGACAAAUUUUGACGUCUUCGACAUACAAUUAUGGAAGUAAAAGUAAUCGCAUGACUUGAAUUAUAUUUUAUUUCAUUUCUAUUGUUUUUUUUUUACUAAAAGAUAUUUCGAUAAGUAUGAUCAGUGAUCACAAAAACAGGGAUUAAAAUAUUUGCUUUGGUAUACAUAUAAAGUAACUGGCUGAGAUCUGAGAAAAUGUGGCCUAUAAUGUAACAUAAUCGUACUCUAGCUGUAUUAUAUAGAUUAAGUGACUUCGUAUCAAAAAUGUAAAUUUUAAUUUCAUGCAUAAGAGAAAUCGUACAUAAAAGAGAAAAUGUAUAGAGAUGUUGAUAUCUUUUGUAGCACCUAAAGUGUAAAACAAGAUCGCUGUUAAAACAAAUUAUUCGAUAUAAAGAUAUAUGGAUGGCAUGUGAAAAAAUAUAUUUUUAAAAAUGAAUUUUCCAUCGGUGCUAUUGUAAGUUGGGUGAAAAUAUUAAAUUAAAGUGGUAUUGACUUAUGGUGUAAAGGAAACUUUUCUAUAUCAGAAAUAUCAAAUUACUUUACUAUCAAUACCAAUAUAGAGAUACGACUUAGAAUAAGUAAUUAAUUCGAGAAACAACAGUCAUAUAUGUAUUAAGAGUUUCCUAGUUGUACAAACUAAUUAUAAUUUACGGUAAACGUUUUUGUAUAUAUUGUGUAUAUUUUGUUCUUUAUCAAAAAAUAAAGAAUAUAUAUCUCUCAAA
This is a messenger RNA of Belonocnema kinseyi, 3212 nucleotides long. It is a transcript of the gene pkaap, whose product is annotated as A-kinase anchor protein 10, mitochondrial. Gene Ontology annotation, cellular component: plasma membrane. Gene Ontology annotation, biological process: intracellular protein localization. The record is from RefSeq and is a predicted model, not a curated record. Gene Ontology annotation, molecular function: protein kinase A binding. Lineage: Eukaryota; Metazoa; Arthropoda; Insecta; Hymenoptera; Cynipidae. The transcript has 9 exons. Bases 269 to 1993 code for a protein of 574 amino acids.